AUGUAUCUAUCCAAAGGAGCUUUACAAAUUAUCACAGUUUCAGGGGAGAACAGUACUUUAGUAAUAGAGGAUCGUAUAAUUGGCGGCAUAAAAACAAAUAUCUUCAAGCAUCGAUAUCAAGUAGCAUUGAUUAAAACUGGUUAUUUUUAUUGUGGCGGAAGUUUACUGAGAUGGAAUUGGGUAAUAACAGCUUCUCAUUGCACUAAAGGAGCAAAGCCAAAGCAAUUUAAGGUUCGUGCCGGUUCAAGCUAUUGGCAUAAAGGUGGUGUUUUAGCCAGAGUAAAAAAAAUUAUGGUUAAUGCGAAAUUUACAAUGCGUACACUUACACAUGAUGUUUCUUUAAUGAAACUUAAAUCGUCUCUUAGUAAAUAUGCUAACAGAUAUCCAAUCAAACGAAUUGGUAUUGCACCUUAUUUGCCACGUGCUGGCGCAGUAGCAGUUAUUGCUGGUUGGGGUGACACUAGUAACAAAAGUAAUUCCCCUCCAAGUCAAUUACGGCAACUAAAGGUUAGAGUAAUUAAAAGAAAGUUAUGUAAACAAAGUUAUGGAGCAUAUUUAGACUCAUCAAUGUUUUGUGCUGGUGUAUGGUAUGAAAAUGGUAAGGACACAUGUUAUGGAGAUUCUGGUGGCGGUUUAAAAUAUAAUGGGCAAUUAAUUGGUGUAGUUUCUUAUGCUGGAAGUAUAUGCGAUGCUUCGCAAAUUACCGCUUAUUUUGGAAUUCAGAAAAUGUCAGAGGCAUAUUUCAGUACAUCUUAUGCCAUUGAUUUUCUUGCGCAAUAUCCGUAUUAUGAUCCUGUUUCACAAGAUAAUGAUAUAGUUAUGUUAAGAACAGCCACAGAUGUCACUUUUACUCCAACAAUACAACCAAUUCAAUUACAAAGAACAAUGCCAGGCGAUGGAUCAGAUGUUAAAGUUUCUGGCUAUGGAGACACCGCAUUUGAAGGAUCAUCGAGUGAUUUCCUAUUAAGUGCUGUUAUAAAAAUAAUGAAUUUCGAAACAUGUAACUGGAAUUACGGCGGCGGAUUGACAGAUAAUAUGAUUUGCGCUGGUGUAGCAAAUUAUAAAAUUGAUUCAUGUCAGGGAGAUUCUGGUGGUCCUCUAGUAUAUAAUGGAAAAUUACUUGGUGUUGUUUCAUUUGGAAAUGGAUGUGCUACCGAUGGUUAUGCUGGAGUUUAUACAAAAGUACCUAAUUAUAUAGAUUGGAUUGAACACUAUCUUAAAUAUUGA
This is a messenger RNA of Condylostylus longicornis, 1227 nucleotides long. RefSeq names its product trypsin alpha-like. The record is from RefSeq and is a predicted model, not a curated record. Lineage: Eukaryota; Metazoa; Arthropoda; Insecta; Diptera; Dolichopodidae. The transcript is spliced from 5 exons. Gene Ontology annotation, biological process: proteolysis. The coding region runs from base 1 to 1227 and encodes 408 amino acids. Gene Ontology annotation, molecular function: serine-type endopeptidase activity.